Messenger RNA from Amoebophrya sp. A120, 520 nucleotides. NCBI's taxonomy places the organism in Eukaryota, Dinophyceae, Syndiniales, Amoebophryaceae. The record is from the annotation of a GenBank genome assembly.
AUGGACGACCUGUCUUCCGUGCAGUCGAUGCUGGCCGGAUCGGCCGCGGGCUGCGGCGACCUGAAGCACCACCAUCUGACCUCCGGGAACGCCGGAAACGGUGGGGGCGGGCCCAUCAACAUACGGGCGUGCAUGUCGAAGAAGGGUAAGACGGUGGCGAGUUUUUCGUAUAGCUUUGCUCGAGAAGAAGUUUUUUCUUUGCGCACCUACGGCUACUAAUUUCGGCGAAAACACUGCUGCGAAUAUAUCAACUGUAAUACUGACUUCAUUUCGACUUCUACGACUUCAUUAUAUCGUUCAAUGGUAAUAUCGUUAUCAAGUCAUGCAUGCACCACCUCCCUGAUCGACGAUCAACAUCUACUGAACAGCCUGGGUUCCGUCUGCCUACGCCACGGCGGCGCGUGCCUACAAGGGCAUCCUGGACAACAAACAGUCGCAGGUGAUUCUGAUCAGUGGCGAGUCGGGAAGCGGCAAGACCGAGACGACCAAGUACGUGAUGCGGUUCUUGGUGCAGGCCGGC